This is a messenger RNA of Rhizophagus irregularis DAOM 181602=DAOM 197198, 267 nucleotides long. RefSeq lists its product as uncharacterized. NCBI's taxonomy places the organism in Eukaryota, Fungi, Glomeromycota, Glomeromycetes, Glomerales, Glomeraceae. The record is from RefSeq and is a predicted model, not a curated record.
AUGUCUCUAUCAUCAGCAAAUGAACCUGUACUUCAAGCAAUUAUAAAAAAACUUAUUCCAUUAAAGUAUUGUAUUUCAGAACUUUCAUUAGUAAUGAAUGAAUUAAAGUAUAUCUUAUUAAUUGAACUUAUUAAUAGUAAUCAGAAAAAUAAUUUUGGUGCAAAUGAACUUAAAAAUCUAGAUAAAAUACUUGAAAAUGAAAAUGAAGAAUCUGUAUUAAAAAGAUCAUAUACAUAUUGGUCAAAGGAAGAUAAAAAACAAAUUUGA